Cyphellophora attinorum is the source of this 378-nucleotide messenger RNA. Its product is annotated as Cyclin-dependent kinases regulatory subunit. The coding region runs from base 1 to 378 and encodes 125 amino acids. Gene Ontology annotation, cellular component: cyclin-dependent protein kinase holoenzyme complex; SCF ubiquitin ligase complex. The transcript is spliced from 4 exons. Gene Ontology annotation, biological process: regulation of mitotic cell cycle. Lineage: Eukaryota; Fungi; Ascomycota; Eurotiomycetes; Chaetothyriales; Cyphellophoraceae. The record is from RefSeq and is a predicted model, not a curated record. Gene Ontology annotation, molecular function: protein kinase binding; histone binding; ubiquitin binding.
AUGCACCCACCACUCUUCCUUCUCGGUCGCGAGUACUACUUUGGCCCUUUGUAUUUGCGCAACAAGAAGCCAAGGCCACUCCAGGACAGUGAGCGAGUGCGGCUCGAAGAGUUCGUCGACUCGAUCGGCUACUCCGCAAGAUACAACGACACCGAGAAUGAGUACCGACAUGUCCAACUUCCAAAGGCUAUGCUGAAAGCAAUUCCUCGCGACUACUUUGACCCCUCCAAAGGCACCCUGAAAUUGCUCUGGGAAGAGGAAUGGAGAGCUCUGGGCAUCACACAGAGUUUGGGCUGGGAACAUUACGAAGUCCAUGAGCCGGAGCCACAUAUCCUGCUCUUCAAACGUCCGCUCGGCUAUCAGCCACCGCAGCAAUAG